ACAAAUGCGAGUGAGUCUGGAACAUCGCUGAAAUAUACAGCGUUGAAUUUAUUUAUUUUUUUUGUUCGGUUGUGACAAGUGAUAAACUAAUGUAUGGAAACAAAACAGACAUACAAUGUAGUAUGGAAACAAUCGUGAAAAUGUUCUGAAUUGUUUGUGGGUAUAUACGAAUCCUUUCAGUCUACAUGAAUGGUAGAGGUGGAAGAGAUAUUAUAAAAGUUUUCACAAAACUGACGGAAAACAGUAGGAUUACGGCAGUGAGAGAAUGUUCGUUGCAGGAAAUCGUGAGAUAUGGAAAGUAAAACGAAUAUUCCAAAAAAACGGAAACCACGCACAUUAUCGAAGAGGAAAAAACUGAUGUCUUAUUUCAGAGAGUACUGUGAUUAUACUGGCAUACAUGGAUUCAGGUAUAUAGGGGAAGAUCGAACAAUAUAUGAAAAAAUAUGGUGGAUAACUUCACUGGUUGUAUCGAUUAUCUUCUGUAGUUUGAUGAUACACGAAAUUUUUCAAAAAUACAUACACUAUCCAGUUCUAGUCACCUUUUCUAUGCAAGAAACCCGUUUACAGAAAAUACCAUUUCCCGCGGUUACAAUAUGUCCCAGGGCAAAAAUUUCACAAAGUUAUCUGAAUUCAACGGAAUUACGCGGAAGACAAUUUGAGAAUCUGCCGAUAACUAUAGAAGAAGAGAAACAACUGAAUCUCGCCUCUACAAUUUGCGAAUUUUAUGCCACUCCAGAGACAGAUAAUACAACCAAGGAUGAAGAUUUCUACGAUUUCUUAGAGAAGAGCAGGACCAACUUCUUUCAGUACUGCCAAUAUUUAGGAAAAGAAGUAGACUGCGAGAAUAUAUUUACUCCGAUCUUAACGGAAGAGGGGAUAUGUUAUUCAUAUAAUAUUCUAGAUCGAGAUGACAUAUUUCGUGAGAGUUUCAAAUCCAAAUUUCCUGAUUUCCACAAAACCCAACCGAUUAAGAAUUGGAACGUUGAAGGGGGAUAUUUUGGCAAAGAUUUCGAAACGUAUCCUAAACGAGCGCUUCGAAUUGGAGUGAAAAAUUCACUUAUGGUUGUUCUCAAAACGGAAGUAACUGAUAUUGAAUAUGAAUGUGCAUAUGACGAAUCAGGAUUUCGGGUUACUCUACAUUCGCCUUUCACUAUUCCAAACGUCCCAGAGAAUUUUUUCAACCUCCCACUAAAUGGAAGAGUGAUCGGAAACAUAAUUCCUCAUAUGAUAAAAACGUCGGAUGGCGUCAAAAUGUUUGAUGCUUCCAAAAGAGACUGUUACUUUCAGUCAGAUAAAACACUGAAAUAUUUCAAAAUAUACUCCCAAGAAAACUGUAUGUUAGAGUGUAAAAUGAAUUAUACUUUACAGUUUUGCGGAUGUGUGGAAUUUUACAUGCCACAGAUCCACGGAGUUCCUGUUUGCCUGCUACAGAAAAUAGAGUGUUUAGAGAAAGUUGAUUGGAUGUUUACAAUGAGUAGUGCAUACUCAGAGGUAACCGAAAGCUUAGAUGAUAAUAUGAAUUGUGUGUGCCGCCCUACCUGUACAGAAAUAACAUACGGUAUGUCGUUAUCAUACAACACAUUGAAAUUGGUACCAGUGAACAGAACUCUGAGAGAAUAUCUUGAUGAAGAACACUAUCAAUACUCUUCUCUGAGCUUAUACUUCAAGAGCAACCACAUCGAAACCAAAGAAAGGAGUGAGCUUUAUGGAUUUUCUGAUGUUAUAUCCAACUUUGGUGGUCUCCUAGGAUUGUUCACAGGAUUCUCCAUUCUAUCAUUCAUUGAAAUAAUUUACUUUCUCUCAUUAAGGUUAUGGAGUAAUUUCCAGUUGUAUGGAAAUUGGAGUGGGCAAAGGAAUUACGAUGGGCACGUGUUAACACAAGUCGCAAUCGUGUUUGUGAUGGGGUCUCUGGAUAAUGCAUUCAUCUCCACAGGUGAUGAUUCUGUUGUUGAUAAAAGAAACAGACGUGCUGAUUUCGAAAAAUUUUCAACCAAUCUGAACUCUUACUGUUGGGAAUACUACGACAAUACGGGAAUACACGGAUUCAAAUAUUUCGGUGAGAGACGGAGCUUGUUCGAGAAGAUACUCUGGAUUAUAAUAUUCAUUACAAGUAUGAUCUUGUGUAUUGCUGUUAUUUACCAAACAUACAGGAAGUGGCAGACUAGUCCGGUCAUAGUAAAUUUCGACUCCGGAGAAACCAAUAUUUAUGAAAUUCCCUUUCCCGCAGUUACUAUUUGCAACGAAGUGAAAAGCACGAGGAGAUAUUUCAACUUUUCUGAUGUCAUGAAGAAGCAUAUUGUGGAUGAAAAAAAACUUGAUUCUUUGGAACUGAAGAACUUGCAGUACAUGUCUAUGUUAUGUGGAGAAGGAAAACGUUUCUCCAAAUACAUACCGAAUAUAAGUACUAUCGACGAGGAUUUUUACAGAUUUUUGGGAAAUGCAAGUGUUGGAUUCCUUAAAAAUUGUUCUUGGAUGAGUGAAAACCAUGAUUGCCUCAAGAUUUUCAGACCAAUUGUCACAGAUGAAGGUCUUUGCAUGACCUUCAAUAUGCUAGAUGACCGACUUGUUUAUCGAAAUGUGGUACAUUUACCAGCUGUCAACAAAAAUCUCAAUCAUGCAUUUCCACAUUGGACCGUCGAUUAUGGGUACAGUGAAAAUGCAGGAAUCAACACCUAUCCAAGAAGAGCUCUUCUUGCUGGUUCCUCCAAUGCCCUUAUCGUGAAUAUGGAAGUCGAAAAAGCUGACCUCGAUUAUGCAUGUACCAGCUUCCAGGGAUAUCAGGUAGUUCUGCACAAAGCCAUACGUUUUCCAACUGUCCAGCAACAUUAUUUCCGGGUGCCUUUGGGAAAAUCGGUGAUAGUAGCUAUUUCGGCGUCACAACUGCUUACGUCCGAAGAUGUCAAAUAUUACAGCUCUACGAAACGGGAAUGCUACCUCCAAGGCGAAAAAGACUUGAAAUUUUUCCAGAAUUACACUCAGUUCAAUUGUAAACUAGAGUGUCUCGCUAAUCACACACUGCACCUGUGUGGUUGCGUUGCCUUCUACAUGCCAAGAGAAAGGGGUAUACCGAUCUGUGGAAAUGGAAACAAACAAUGCAUGAAGGAUGUCAAAAAUUACUUGGAUAUGUCUGGUCUACGACAUUCAAUCGACGGAGAGAGCACUAUACGGAAUUUCGGUGUACUCCAUUGCGAUUGUCUGCCCAUGUGUACUCUGGUAGAAUACAACACAGAAAUAACCGAAAUUGAUUUCGAUCUCUAUAAGGAAAUCGAAUCAAUAGGAAUAAAUACGGAUAAAGAUGAAAGGUUGGCCAGCUCUCAGUUGGUCAUUUACUUCAAAUCGAACCGUUUUAUUCCUUACAUGAGAAACGAACUAUAUGGUCAUCUGGACUUUCUAGCAAAUAUUGGUGGUUUGCUGGGAUUAUUCGUAGGUUUCUCCAUAGUUUCGCUCAUAGAAAUUAUUUACUUUUUGUCAGUAAGAAUCAUCUGUAACAUGAAACUUUAUAAGCACUGGUAUGGCGAAGAUUUGGAAGAUACAAAAUAGAGCAUCACAUCGAUGAAUAUCUGAAAACUAGUAGUAAACUCAGGCUUGUAAUAGUAGAGAUAGUAGUUAUAGAAAUAAAUAAUAAAGUAUUCA
Leptinotarsa decemlineata (Colorado potato beetle) is the source of this 3633-nucleotide messenger RNA. RefSeq lists its product as uncharacterized. The record is from RefSeq and is a predicted model, not a curated record. Gene Ontology annotation, molecular function: ligand-gated sodium channel activity. Gene Ontology annotation, biological process: sodium ion transmembrane transport. Gene Ontology annotation, cellular component: plasma membrane. Lineage: Eukaryota; Metazoa; Arthropoda; Insecta; Coleoptera; Chrysomelidae.